Messenger RNA from Echinops telfairi (small Madagascar hedgehog), 2207 nucleotides. RefSeq names its product Fc receptor like 3 (gene FCRL3). The record is from RefSeq and is a predicted model, not a curated record. The transcript is spliced from 13 exons. Gene Ontology annotation, molecular function: transmembrane signaling receptor activity. Gene Ontology annotation, biological process: cell surface receptor signaling pathway. NCBI's taxonomy places the organism in Eukaryota, Metazoa, Chordata, Mammalia, Afrosoricida, Tenrecidae. The coding region runs from base 1 to 2199 and encodes 732 amino acids.
AUGCAUGAAGUCUCCUUCGAUCACAACAGAGGGCCCGUCAAGGGCAAGGAAAGCAGAAUAGACAGAGGAACAGCUCCCAAAGCUGUGGUUCUCCUCCAGCCUCCAUGGAACCCAGUAUUCAAAGGAGGGACAGUGACUCUCCUCUGCAAGGGACCCCACUCCCAACCUUUGGAAGACACAUCUUGGUAUCAUGAGGAGACAUCGAAAGGAAAAUCUGAAACGAUUCAAAUAAGAAAAUCCGGAAAUUACCAGUGCAAGACUGGAGGGUCCUCUCUCAGUGACCCGGCGCAUGUAAAUUUUUCUUCUGAUUGGCUGAUCCUCCAGGCUUCAUACCCUGUCUUUGAAGGAGAUGAUGUAGAACUGAGAUGCUUGGGGAAAGAAGACAACAAAAUUAUUGAAAGGACUUACUACAAGAAUGGAAAUGAACUUGCUAGGUUUAAGAGCAAACAGUUCAUCAGAUUUCUAAUCUCUAGGGACAGUAGUGUAUAUGGCUGCUCUGCUUCUGGGAAAAAUGUUUUGGGAUGGACAGAACAUUCAAAACCUCUAAGGAUCCAGGUUCAAGAGCUGUUUUCACCUCCUAAACUGACAGCCAGCCCCGUGGACCCCAUUGAAGGGAGCCCAGUGACUUUGAAAUGUGAGACCUGGCUCACCCCACAGAGGCCACACACCCAGCUUCAAUUCCGCUUCUUCAGAGAGGGCCGGGUUCUGGGAGCAGGAUGGAGCAGGUCCCCAGAACUCCAGACUAGCAUGGGGAGUGAAGAUUCAGGAUCUUAUUGGUGUGAAGCAGAGACAAUGAGGGAAACCUUCAGAAAACGGAGCCUCCAUUCUCAGGUUCAUGUGCAAAGAGUCCCUGUGUCUGAUGUACAUCUAGAGAUCCAGCCCCAUAGAGACCAGCUAAUCGAGGGAGAAGACCUGGUCCUUAUCUGCUCUGUCGCCAUGGGAACAGGCGUGAUCACGUUCUCCUGGCACAGAGAGGGCACAGGGAGUCUGGGAAGAAGAACCACACGUUCCUUAAGGGAACAGCUGCUGGUUUCCACUGUACACGAACGGGACAGCGGCCGAUACUACUGUUCAGCCGACAACAUUCAUGGCCCCAUCCUCAGCAACAAAGUUGUCGUCGCCGUCAAAGUUCCAGUGUCUCGCCCCAUCCUCACCCUCCGAACUCCCAGGGCCCAGGCCCUGGUUGGGGACGUGGUGGAGUUUCACUGUGAGGUACAGAGAGGCUCUCCCCCGAUCCGGUACUGGUUUUAUCAGGAGGAUGUCAUUGUGAGGAACAGCUCGGGCCUCUCUGGAGGAGCAUGCUUCAAUCUCUCUCUGACUACAGAACACUCUGGGAACUAUUCUUGUGCGGCCAACAACGCCCUGAAGGCCCAGCACAGUCACCGAGUGCCACUCAAUGUCAUAGUUCCAGUGUCUCGCCCUGUCCUCACCGUCAGGGCUCCCAGGGCCCAGGCAGCGGUAGGGGAUGUGGUGGAACUUCUCUGUGAGUCUCAGAAAGGCUCUCGUCCAAUCUUGUACCAGUUCUAUCACGAGGAGGUUGCCCUAGGGACAAGCUCUGCCACCUCUGCAAGAAGAGCUUCCUUCAACGUCUCUGUGACCGCAGAGCAUUCUGGGAACUACUCCUGUGAGGCCAGCAACGGCCUGGAGCCCCAGCGCAGUGAGCCGGUCCCACUCAGUGUCAUAGGGUCUUCCAGGAACAGAAUGGGCCGUGUCACUUCCGGAGCCAUCGGGGGGCUGUGCAGCAUCCUGGGCCUUGCAGCCUUGGUCGUUCUGUUAGUCUACCUUUGGACCCGAAGGCGAUCCAGAGGAGUUGCUGCCAGCGGAACGCCGAGUUAUAGACCCGAUGAGUCCCUGGAGCCUUCCUUCCUGGGGCCCUCUACCACAGACUCCCCGAAGCCCCCUUCUUCCAAUCGACAAGCCCUAGUGGAGCUGCAGCCAAUGUACAGCAAUGUAAGCCCUGAAGGCAGUGAUCUGCUGUACUCCCAGAUCUUGAGCAUCCAGCAGGCAACCGAAUACUCAGCAGCAAACUCAUCAAGAAUGCAUCAGAAAGAUACGGACCCUCCAGUCAUCUAUUCAGAGUUGAAGAAGGCACACCCAGAGGACACCCUGAGAGAGGCUUACAGCAGAGACAGGGACCACGCAGAUGCUACAGAAAACUACGAGAAUGUCCCAUGCCCAUCAUCAGUCUCAUUCAGCUAGCUCCCUGC